Topomyia yanbarensis is the source of this 1595-nucleotide messenger RNA. Its product is annotated as LIM/homeobox protein Awh-like. Lineage: Eukaryota; Metazoa; Arthropoda; Insecta; Diptera; Culicidae. The transcript is spliced from 3 exons. The record is from RefSeq and is a predicted model, not a curated record. The coding region runs from base 341 to 1183 and encodes 280 amino acids. Gene Ontology annotation, biological process: neuron differentiation; regulation of transcription by RNA polymerase II. Gene Ontology annotation, molecular function: RNA polymerase II transcription regulatory region sequence-specific DNA binding; DNA-binding transcription factor activity, RNA polymerase II-specific. Gene Ontology annotation, cellular component: nucleus.
UCGUUGAAGGAGGAUGCUGGAUUAGUCGGUCGUUCGUGGCUAGGUGUUGGGACGGUUUUUUUGGUGAAACAGAAAACCUGCCUGUGUAAGAGAUCUGGAGAGAGAGAAAAAAACCGAGGGAACAGAUGUGCUAAGCCGUUAGUUGAGAAGUGGUUGUGCGAUUGGAAGGUUCGUCGCUUGAGAGUUUGGGAAAUGUGUGAAGGCCGUUGGAAAAAGUGUUAUUAAUUAAAUAAGUUUCUGUGGAUUGUACGAGUUGUGGAAUAUUAUUGUCUUCGCAAAGAAGUGACUAAAAGAUUAUUCAGUUGAGGAAACUUUGCAUUGAAGAGUGGAAUCAAACAAUAUGAAGACCGAAUACAAAUCCUGCGGUGGCUGUUCGGAGCAGAUAACCGAUCGAUACAUUUUCGAAGUAAGCGGCUGUGCGUGGCACGGAUCCUGCCUGCGAUGUAACGUAUGCUACUGCUCCCUGGAACGUCAGACAUCGUGCUACUUCAAGGACGGGGAAGUGUACUGCAAGACAGAUUACAUCAAAAAAUUCAAAACCAGCUGCGCGAAAUGUUCCCGCUCCAUCUCCCCCUCGGACUGGGUACGGAGGGCGCGAGAUUUCGUGUUCCAUUUGGCGUGCUUCGCGUGUGAUUCCUGCGGUCGACAGCUCUCCACGGGGGAACAAUUUGCCAUCAUCGACGAUCGGGUGCUGUGCAAGACACACUACAUGGAGCUGAUUGAUGAUGGGACAACUUCCAGCGAGGAUGGCUGCGAUGCGGAAGGCAACGGCAAGAACAAAACCAAGCGGAUACGCACGACGUUCACCGAGGAACAGAUUCAGAUAUUGCAAGCAAACUUCCAGAUCGAUAGCAACCCGGACGGGCAGGAUCUGGAACGGAUAGCACUGGCAACCGGGUUGAGCAAGCGGGUGACGCAGGUGUGGUUCCAAAACUCGAGGGCGCGCCAGAAAAAGCACGGUGAGAUUUACUCCCCCGGUUCGGAUGUGUGCGAUACUAAUAGGUUUGUGUCAUUCGCAGUGCCUCGUGGCCAGGAACUGUUCAACGGGCUUCGAUCGGAUAUGAAUAAUAACAGCAAUAGCAAUGAUAGCCACAGUCAGGGUGGCACUCCGAUAAGCGAAGAAUGUGCUCUAGCGAAAGCUUCCAUCUUCAACCACCACGGAUUUAUUAAUUUGAUGGUGUGACAUGAAGCCAGGGGACCCCAUCCGAUGGGGGGUGGACCUGAUCAUCAACAGCAGCACGUCAGCUACUCCUGAGGAUAGCUUACCUUCGGUUGGAUCCAACCGGCGAUGCCCUAAGAAUGGCCGGCACGAAUUUCGUCUGGAUGACAUGGAUUGUCAUUGGCCUACCAGCUGUUAGUUUACACCAAAGAAAGGGAAGCAUGAAUGGGAGUUCUUCAACAAUUCUACGGACCGAGGUUUGGGUUUGAUUGAAAACAGAAGCAGAUAUCUUUAUGUUUCAAUGAUUGCACACCGAUUCGUCGCUACAGAGUUUCAUGUGUUUGUGAUAAUUUCUACGCAUUAUGACUAUAAAAAUGGUGCUUAGCAUAGGUGAAUUAAUACUUUUGUUCGAAGAUUGAUGUACAUAUAUGUAGUU